Phacochoerus africanus (Common warthog) is the source of this 3232-nucleotide messenger RNA. RefSeq names its product semaphorin 4A (gene SEMA4A). Gene Ontology annotation, molecular function: semaphorin receptor binding; chemorepellent activity. Lineage: Eukaryota; Metazoa; Chordata; Mammalia; Artiodactyla; Suidae. The transcript is spliced from 15 exons. The coding region runs from base 131 to 2506 and encodes 791 amino acids. The record is from RefSeq and is a predicted model, not a curated record. Gene Ontology annotation, biological process: axon guidance; negative chemotaxis; positive regulation of cell migration.
GCCCAGAGCUCCCAGUGCUGGCUUUGCACUAUGGAUACCUGGAGGGCCACACUCCUGGCCCAGCCAGGCUGAGCCUUCUGUCCUCUGCCUCUGGGUCCUGGGACCAACUCCCCCUUCUCCUUCCUCUUGGAUGGCACCCCCACCCGAGAGUCUGGACACCUGGGUUCUGCACUGUGGCUGGCUCAAGGAGCCAUCUGGUGACAGCCUCUGGCUGAGCAUGGCCCUUUCAGCCCUGGGCCUGGACUCCUGGAGCCUCCUGGGCCUUUUCCUCUUCCAGCUGCUCCUGCUGCUGUUGCCGCCAACAACCACGGGGGGUGACGGGCAGGGGCCCACACCCAGGGUCCAGUACUAUGCAGGGGACGGACGCAGAGUUCUUAGCCUCUUCCACCAGAAGGGCCUCCAGGAUUUUGACACUCUGCUCUUGAGUGGUGACGGAGGCACUCUCUAUGUGGGGGCUCGUGAGGCCAUUCUGGCCUUGAAUAUCCAGGAUCCAGGGGUACCAAGGCUGAAGAACAUGAUCCCCUGGCCAGCCAGUGACAGAAAAAAGAGUGAAUGUGCCUUUAAGAAGAAGAGCAAUGAGACACAGUGUUUCAACUUUAUCCGCGUCCUGGUCUCCUUCAACGCCACCCAUCUCUACACCUGCGGCACCUUUGCUUUCAGCCCUGCUUGUACCUUCAUUGAACUCCAAGAUUCCUACCUGUUGCCCAUCUUGGAGGACAAGGUCGUGGAGGGGAAAGGCCAAAGCCCCUUUGACCCCGCCCAUAAGCACACGGCUGUCUUGGCAGAUGGGAUGCUCUAUUCCGGCACCAUGAACAACUUUCUGGGCAGUGAGCCCAUCCUGAUGCGCACACUGGGAUCCCAGCCUGUCCUCAAGACCGACAAUUUCCUCCGCUGGCUGCAAUCGGACGCCUCCUUUGUGGCAGCUAUUCCUUCGACCCAGGUCGUCUACUUCUUCUUCGCGGAGACAGCCAGCGAGUUCGAGUUCUUCGAGAAGCUCCACACAUCCCGGGUGGCCAGAGUCUGCAAGAACGACGUGGGGGGAGAAAAGCUACUGCAGAAAAAGUGGACCACCUUCCUGAAGGCCCAGCUGCUCUGCGCCCAGCCCGGACAGCUGCCCUUCAACGUCAUCCGCCACGCCGUUCUGCUGGCAGACAAUUACUCCACUGAUCCCCAUGUCUACGCAGUCUUCACCUCUCAGUGGCGGGUCGGUGGGACCCGGAGCUCUGCUGUCUGUGCUUUUUCUCUCAAGGACAUCAAGCGUGUCUUUGAGGGAAAGUACAAGGAAUUGAACAAAGAGACUUCACGCUGGACUACCUACGGGUUCUCUGAUAUUAGUCCCCGGCCAGGCAGCUGCUCAGAGGGCCCCUCCUCUGAUAAAGCCUUGACCUUCAUGAAGGACCAUUUCCUGAUGGAUGAGCCGGUGAUUGGGACACCCCUGCUGGUGAAGUCUGGUGUGGAGUACACACAGCUUGCAGUGGAGACAGCCCAGGGCAUCGAUGGGCACAGCCAUCUGGUCAUGUACCUGGGCACCAGCACAGGGUCCCUCCACAAGGCCGUGGUGAGUGGGGGUAGCAGUGCUUAUCUGGUGGAGGAGAUCCAGCUGUUCCCGGACCCUGAACCUGUUCGUAACCUGCAGCUGGCCCCUACCCAGGGCGCCGUGUUUGCAGGCUUCUCAGGAGGCAUCUGGAGAGUUCCCCGAGCCAACUGCAGUGUCUAUGAGAGCUGUGUGGAUUGUGUCCUUGCCCGGGACCCCCACUGUGCCUGGGACCCCCAGUCCCAAAACUGCCGCCUCUUGCCCACCCCUAUCCCGAAGUUCUGGAAGCAGGACAUGGAGCAAGGGAACCCAGAGUGGGCGUGUGCCAAUGGCCCCAGGGGCAGGAGCCUUGGGCCUCAGAUCCGCCCCCAAAUCAUCAAAGAAGUCCUGGCCAUCCCCAACUCCAUCCUGGAGCUCCCCUGCCCCCGUCUCUCAGCUCUGGCCUCUUACCACUGGAGUCAUGGCACAACGACAAUCCCGGAUACCUCUUCCAUGGUCUACCGCGGCUCCCUCUUGCUGCUGCUGCGAGAUGGUGUGGGGGGUCUCUAUCAGUGCUGGGCCACCGAGAAUGACUUCUCAUACCCUGUGGUCUCCUACUGGGUGGACAGUCAGGACCAGCCCCUGGCCCUGGAUCCCAAACUGGCAGGCAUCCCCCGGGAGCGCGUGGAAGCCCCGCUGACCAGGGUCGGCGGUGGGGCUGCCCCAGCUGCCCAGCGGUCCUACUGGCCCCACUUCAUCACCGUCACUGUGCUUCUCGCCUUAGUGUUUUCAGGAGCCCUCAUCAUCCUCCUCGCCUCCCCGCUGGGGGCCCUCCGAGCCCGGGGAAAGGUCCAAGGCUGUGGGACCCUGCCCCCCGGGGAGAAGGCCCCCUUGAGCCAGGAGCAGUGCCUCCCACCCACCAAGGAAUGCAGGAUCUCUGCCUGUGAUGUGGAUGCCGCCGACCACAACUUGCAGGGCACUGAGGUGGCUUAAACUCUGGGUACAAGCUGGGGCUGUUGGACAGGGCAGGGUUCUUGGCCAUGCUGGCUGGGGGGGACCUGGAGCAGCAGUGCAGCCCUGAGUAGGAUGGGAGUAGCACAAGAGACCACCCUCUUCCCGCAAGAGGAGCUUCUCCUCCCACUCUGUGCUGCUGAUUGCACUCAGCAGGGCUGGGCACAGAGGCCUGACUCCCCUAUGGGGCUCCCUUCUACCAAGCAUGUGGCCUAACGGGGCCACCCCAGACCUGGACCUAGGCUAUGAUAGGAGGACCUUUCGAGGAGCCUUCAGUUCUGGCCAUUCGGGACACUCCAGAAACAUACUUCUGCAGGGGACCCGAAAACAUGAAACACCUAAGCAAGUAAGAUAGCACACGGCACCUGGAGGUUCCGCUCUGAAAGCAGCUGCCACCCUGGCCACCCACACUCCCCUCUCCCAGGGGUCUUCAGGGCUCUGCAGGGAGCUGCCCCUUCGUGCUCCUCUUAUCAAAUCAACUGUGUACCUGGAGGUCCUUCCUGAAGUCUGACCUCCUUCCUUCUUGCUUCAGUUGGGGCAGAUUUGAUCCCUUCUGGCCUGGCUAGACCGGCAGGAGUCAUCUGAGCCUUGUUCCCUCCUUUUCCCUGGCUGACUCCUGGUCCCCUCUCCUCUCCCCUCUCCUCUGUUUCAGGAGUCAGAAACUGCUUGUCACAGACAGUUUAUUUUUUAUUAAAAAGACAAAGCUUA